AGCAACAUGGAAAGAGGAAACCAAACUGUCAUCUUAAAGUUCCUCCUCCUUGGUUUUCCCAUUGAACCAGAUCAACAAGAACUAUUCUUUGCUGUUUUUCUGACCAUGUAUCUUAUCAUCGUCCUGGGGAACCUCUUUAUAAUCAUCCUCAUUGGCCUGGAUUCCCACCUUCACACUCCUAUGUAUUUAUUUCUCAGUAAUUUGUCUUUCUCUGAUCUCUGUUUUUCCUCUGUGACAAUUCCUAAUUUGUUACAGAACAUGCAGAGCCACAUCCCAUCAAUCCCCUAUGCAGGCUGCCUGACUCAAAUGUAUUUCUUUCUGCUGUUUGCUGACCUAGAGAGCUUCCUGCUUGUGGCCAUGGCCUAUGACCGCUAUGUGGCCAUCUGCUUCCCCCUGCACUACACCAGCAUCAUGAACCCUAAGCUCUGUUUCCUCCUGGUGGCUCUGCCCUGGGUGCUGACCACAGUCAUCUCUUUGCUGCACACACUGCUGAUGGCUCGACUGUCUUUUUGUGCUGAUAAUGUGAUUCCCCACUUUUUCUGUGACAUGUCUGCUUUGUUAAAGUUGGCCUGCUCUGACAUUCAGAUAAACGAAAUGGUGAUAUUUAUCUUGGGAGGACUUGUCAUUAUUGUUCCAUUCCUGUUGAUCUUUUCAUCCUAUGCAUGGAUUGUAUCUGCCAUUUUCAAGGGCUCUUCUGCCAGAGGUAUCCGCAAGGCCUUCUCCACCUGUGGCUCCCACCUCUCUGUGGUGUCUCUCUUCUAUGGGACAAUCAUUGGCCUCUAUUUGUGUCCUUCGGCUAACACUUCUACUCUGAAGGAGACUGUCAUGGCUGUGAUGUACACGGUGGUGACCCCUAUGCUGAACCCCUUCAUUUACAGUUUGAGGAAUCAGGACAUAAAGGGAGCUAUAGGAAGGAUCUUUUCAAAAUGGACAAUUCACUCUUCUCUGAGACAAUGA
Messenger RNA from Fukomys damarensis (Damara mole-rat), 957 nucleotides. Its product is annotated as olfactory receptor 1E5. The record is from RefSeq and is a predicted model, not a curated record. The transcript has a single exon. Gene Ontology annotation, molecular function: olfactory receptor activity; G protein-coupled receptor activity. NCBI's taxonomy places the organism in Eukaryota, Metazoa, Chordata, Mammalia, Rodentia, Bathyergidae. Gene Ontology annotation, biological process: G protein-coupled receptor signaling pathway. Bases 7 to 957 code for a protein of 316 amino acids. Gene Ontology annotation, cellular component: membrane.